AUGAGCGGGUCGGAGGAGGAGGCGGCGCAUGCGGCCGGCCGGGGCGGGGGCAGCGGGGGCGGGGGCGGGGGCGGCGCGGGCGGGUCGUCGGGGAGCGGCGGCGAGGGCCACCCGCGCCGGCGGUUCGACGACAAGACCCUGGUGGCGCGCACGUCGCUCAUCCUCUGGCACACGCACCAGAACGACGCGGCCGCCGUGCGCAAGCUGCUCGACGAGGACGGCACGCUCGUCAGCGCCCGCGACUACGACAGCCGCACGCCGCUCCACGUCGCCGCGCUCCACGGAUGGCAGGAAGUCGCCGAGUGCCUCCUCGCCAAGGGCGCAGACGUCAACGCGCUCGACCGCUGGCAGAACACGCCACUUGCUGAUGCAGAGGGUGCAAAGAGGCAUGCUAUGAUCGAACUGCUCAAGAAGCAUGGCGGGUUGACAUUCGGGAAAACUGGAAGCCACUUUGAAGCAAAGUCAAUUCCACCUCCCCUAACAAACAAGGCUGACUGGGAGAUUAACCCACUUGAAUUAGAUUUCACAAAAGCAGUAAUGAUCGGAAAGGGUUCUUUUGGUGAAAUCCUGAAAGCAAAUUGGCGAGGAACACCAAUUGCUGUCAAACGCAUUCUUCCAUCAUUAUCCGACGAUAGACUGGUUAUCCAAGAUUUUAAGCAUGAAGUCAAUUUGCUAAUAAAGCUGAGGCAUCCAAAUAUUGUACAGUUCCUUGGAGCAGUCACAGAAACCAAGCCUUUGAUGCUAGUUACCGAGUUCCUCCGAGGAGGUGAUCUUCAUCAAUAUCUCAAGGAGAAAGGCUCCCUCUCCCCACUUACUGCCGUUAACUUCGCAUUGGACAUCGCAAGAGGCAUGGCCUAUCUUCAUAACGAGCCUAAUGUUAUAAUUCAUCGGGACUUAAAGCCAAGAAAUAUUCUUUUAGUUAAUACUGCUGCCAACCACUUGAAAGUUGGAGAUUUCGGUCUUAGCAAAAUUAUCAAAUCUCAGCAUGCCAAUGAUGUAUACAAGAUGACCGGAGAGACCGGAAGCUAUCGGUACAUGGCUCCUGAAGUUUUCAAGCACCGGAAAUAUGACAAGAAAGUUGAUAUUUUCUCCUUUGCCAUGAUACUUUAUGAGAUGCUGGAAGGGGAUUCACCUUUUUCCAGUUAUGAACCUUAUGAGGCUGCUAAGUAUGUAUCAGAUGGGCAUCGCCCAACUUUCCGUUCAAAAGGACAUACCGCUGAGCUGAAAGAAUUGACUGAGGUAUGUUGGGCUGCGGAUAUCAAUUUGAGACCAUCUUUCCUAGAGAUACUCAAGAGGCUGGAGAAGAUCAAGGAAAGCUUGGCAUCCCACGAUCACCACUGGCAUUUGUUCUCACAAUAA
This is a messenger RNA of Triticum turgidum subsp. durum (durum wheat), 1359 nucleotides long. Lineage: Eukaryota; Viridiplantae; Streptophyta; Magnoliopsida; Poales; Poaceae. The record is from the annotation of a GenBank genome assembly.